Helianthus annuus (common sunflower) is the source of this 3897-nucleotide messenger RNA. RefSeq lists its product as uncharacterized. NCBI's taxonomy places the organism in Eukaryota, Viridiplantae, Streptophyta, Magnoliopsida, Asterales, Asteraceae. The transcript has a single exon. The record is from RefSeq and is a predicted model, not a curated record. The coding region runs from base 1 to 3897 and encodes 1298 amino acids.
AUGGCUGGUCAAACGUUGAUAAAUAAUAACUUGGCGCUGGGGGCGGGAACUGGAACCAUUCCACAAUCGUCCCCGGCCGUCACCAGGUCGUUAGAUCCGGAGUUCGAAGCGGAAGGGCCGCCACCAGGUUUUGAUAAUAUCACCACCGUCUCUUCCCAGACCGUGGUUACAAACCCUUUCCUCUAUAUGCCCUCACAAGCAACACCCGGACGGAUGGAGGGGACGGGCGGUAACACAUUUGCCCCAGGGACUACUGUUUUUUCACAGGCUUCACGCCUCUACUCCACUCCCGUCAUCACUUCGGCGAGCCCCAGUAUCUUAGUAUCAGAAACUAGUACUCCCCAAUACUACCAGCCGUUGGUUUCUAACCCAAUGCCGCCGUUAUACUCGGCCGCGCUUACGGCGGCGUUAUCUACACCACCUCAUCAGCCGAUCAUCAUGCCAACGGGGGUAAUGAAUGCCCCUGUCACACCAGGAAAUCAAAUGUAUUUCCCGGGGUAUUGCUAUGCGCCCCCUUUUGGGUAUUUACCCUCAUACGGGGGAACAGCUUAUCCGUUUCAGGGAACAGCGCAAGGAAGCUCUCAAUCGCCGUACGCGGCUUACAUGCCGCCAUGGUGGAACUUUCCGACUCCACAACCAAUGUAUACCCAAGCGCCAACUGAACCUGUGCACGACAGAGAAAAUGCGAUCAGACCCCGGAUGACCCCUUUGGAAAACUCCGGUCUGGGGACAGGACCUGCCCCGGGUGUGAAUGUUCCACCUGCACAGCCCGUGAAUGUGGAAGAAGACGAAUUAACCAAGCCGUACAAGCCGGUAGACGCAACAUUCCGAUCCAAAUUCACUCGUAGGAUCGCCGAAGCCCCUAUCAAAGAAAAACCAAAAAUGCCCCAAACGGUCGGUAAGUACGAUGGCCUCACUGACCCGGACGACCAUCUUAAUUUAUUUAAGAGCGCGGGUGAAGUGGCCUGCUGGCCCAUGCCCCUAUGGUGUAAAAUGUUCGUACAAACCUUAGUGGGAGCGGCACGAGUAUGGUGGGACAGCUUACCCACGGGCGAGAUAGACAGUUUUGAAGAUUUGGAGUCAAAGUUCAUCCUACAGUUCAGUCAGCAGCGCCGACACACGAAAGAUAGGAACAAACUCCUUCAUAUUCUUCGUCGAGACAAUGAGACGGUAGAAAACUUUAUCAUCAGGUUCAACAAAGAAAGCCUGGCGAUACCAGGCGUCACCAACGAUCUGGCAUGUGGAGCAUUCCUCCAAGGGGUUAAUGAUGACGAACUACUGAGAACACUACAUGGAAGGGACGGGGUACCCCCGACCAUAGACGAGAUACUGCGAAUAGCCAAAGUAUAUGUUAUACAGGAAAAAGCAGUAGCGGCCAGCCACGCGGCCAAUAGAAAGAAAGAAGCUCUAAAAAAUCAGGAGGAAAAAGAUCACCGGGGGUCCAAAAGCAAGCACAGGGGAGACCGAUAUCAGCGAAACGACAAGGACUCGCGGUAUGACAGACACCGAAGCUCCUAUUCAAGGAAUGAGACGUCAAAACCUCGGUCUGAAUAUCCCAAUUUAAGCAAGACCCCGGCAGAGAUUCUUGCCUCAGAAAACCUCAGGCUCAACCCACCAAAACCACUGAAAGACAACCCGAACAAAGAUACGAGUAAGUACUGCGAGUAUCACAAGGGGAGCGGGCACGAUACCAACGACUGUUUCCAGCUUAAGAAACAGAUCGAAUAUUUCGUAAAGUCGGGAAAAUUGGCACACCUAGUGCGAGAUAUCAAACAAGGCCCGCCCGUGGUCAAGGAAGAGAAAGACAAGGCGGCAGGUAAAAGGCCGCGUGAGUUGAACAUGGUUCGUGCCGACAUAAUAAGGGGGGCGAAGCGGAGUUUCUCCACGCUCGAACCUUGGAUGUUGGCAACAAUGACUAUAGAACCGCGAAUGGAAGAUUUGCAUCUUACCACGGACGCCCUGAUCAUUUCCGCGGCGGUAGGAGACUACCGCAUGAGGCGAAUCCUAGUCGACACUGGAAGCUCAGAGGAUAUCAUCUACGAACAUUGCUUUAACAGAAUGCAACCAGAAGAUAAAAAGCUGCUUGAAUCAGUACACGCCCCUAUCAAAGGUUUCACAGGAGAGAAGGUUGAUCCUAUUGGUCAAAUCACUUUCCCGGUAACUUUCGGGCAAGCACCCAAAGAAAGAACCAUACUACUAACCUUCCUUGUGGUCCGCGCUGAGUCAUACCACAAUGUGAUUAUCGGAAGGUUCACCCUGGGAAAGUUAGACGCCAUAGUCUCCACGGCGAGAGGUUUUAUGAAGUUCCCAACACCACAAGGUAUCGCUACCGUAUUUCGCGAUAGAAUCGGAGAAGUAUUGGAUACCAAACGAUGUCGCCAAGGGCCCACGGGGGCCACGGGACCAGAAAGAUGGGUAUUGAGCACGCGCCACCCGGACCAAAUGGUCACCAUUGGGGACACUCUGUCCCCAGAAGUAAAGAACGAUUUGAAGCAAUUGUUAAAAAGAAAUGCAGACAUCUUCGCUUUCGAGCACUCCGAUAUGACGGGAGUCCCCCGCGAUAAAGCGGAACAUAAGCUCGCCACACUCCCAGGCGUUAAGCCAGUCGCCCAGGGUAAACGCAGCAUGGCCCCGGACCGCCGGGCGGCGGUCGUUAAGGAAGUGCGCAAGUUAGUGGAAGCUGGAAUUCUCAGGGAAACGCAGUACCAUACUUGGGUGUCCAACCCGGUCAUGGUAAAGAAACCAGAUGGCACAUGGCGAAUGUGCAUCGAUUUCAAAGACCUAAACAAGGCGUGUCCAAAAGACGCGUACCCGUUGCCCGAGAUUGAUUUAAAGGUCGAUUCCCUGGUACCCUAUCGAUUCAAGUGUUUCCUAGACGCGUAUAAAGGGUACCACCAAAUCAAAAUGUCCAAAGAAGAUGAAGAGAAAACAGCGUUCCACACCGACGUUGGCAUCUUCUGUUACACCAAAAUGCCUUUCGGGCUACGGAACGCAGGAGCUACCUACCAGAGGCUCAUGGACAAGGUGUUCGAAAAACAGAUCGGGCGAAAUUUGGAAGUCUAUGUAGACGACCUUGUAAUCAAAAGCAGCGAAGAGAAACAAAUGUUGGCAGAUAUAGAGGAAACUUUCCAGCGACUCAGAGAGUACAACAUAAAGUUAAACCCAAAGAAAUGUUCGUUUGGGGUGGAAGAGGGGAAGUUCCUGGGGGUAGUAGUCACCCGAGACGGUUUUAAAGCUAACCCAGAGAAAGUAACCGCCAUAUCGCGAAUGCCUUCUCCCCGAACGCUGAAGGAAGCUCAAGCCCUAAAUGGACGACUGGUAGCAAUCAACAGGUUCUUAGCAAGGCAUGCUGAAAAGUCAUUGCCAUUCAUAAAAACGCUAAAAGAUUGCCUCGACAAGAAGAAUUUCAAAUGGACCAGCGAAGCGGAACAGGCUCUGCUGGAAAUGAAGCGUUUCAUAGAAAGGUUACCCACGCUGACCGCGCCUAGACCCGGUGAAGUGCUAAAAAUGUAUUUAGCGGCAGCUCAUACGGCGGUGAGUGCCGUGCUCAUGGUCGAACGAGAAGGGAAACAAACACCAAUAUACUACAUAAGCCGGGUGUUAGCGGGGCCGGAAACGCGCUAUCCUACACUGGAAAAGCUAGUUUUAGCAUUAGUGCACGCCACGAGGCGAUUAAGAAGGUACUUUCAGGCACAUCGCGUACAAAUCUUAACCAACUAUCCGCUACAGCAGGUCCUGCACAAACCAGAGGUCUCGGGCAGGUUGGCUAAAUGGGCCAUCGAGCUGGGGGCCCUAGAUAUCGAAUAUCAGAAGCGAACGACGGUUAAGGGGCAAGUGAUUGCUGAUUUCUUAGCCGAAAUACCGGAAGGAGAGGUCGUUACGGACCCGGUCAUCUAA